UCUCGCGAGGGAGCGUAGCCGGGAUUUGGCGGCUGGCUGCCUCCCUCUCGCUGGCUGCGAGGAGCUGGUGUUUGUGUGGAAGGGGGAGGAGGAGGAGAAGGAAGGGAAGCAAGAGGAGCCCGAGCCCCACCAUCCGCCGAGGGGAGCGGACCGGAGCCCCCUCGCCGCCCGCGGAGCUCUCUUACCCCCCCCUCACCCCGCCAUGGCCUCGGGAGACACCCUGUACAUUGCCACGGACGGCUCGGAGAUGCCGGCCGAGAUCGUGGAGCUGCACGAGAUCGAGGUGGAGACCAUCCCGGUGGAGACCAUCGAGACCACCGUGGUGGGCGGCGAGGAGGACGAGGAAGAGGAGGACGAGGACGAGUGCUGCGAGGAGUGCGGCCCACACCACCCGCCCCACCACUACCACCACCACCAGCCCAUGAUCGCGCUGCAGCCGCUGGUCUCGGACGGGGACCCUAGCGGGGCGGGCGGCGGCGCGGCCGGCGGCGGCGGGGGACAGCUCCAUCUGCACCACCACCACCAGGAGGUGAUCCUGGUGCAGACCCGCGAGGAGGUGGUAGGGGGAGACGACUCGGACGGACUGCGGGCCGACGACGGCUUCGAGGACCAGAUCCUCAUCCCGGUGCCGGCCCCCGCCGGCGAGGACGAGUACAUCGAGCAGACCCUGGUCACCGUGGCCGCCGCCGGCAGCAAGAGCGGAGGCGGCGGCUCCUCCUCGGCCGGCGGAGGAGGCCGCGUUAAGAAAGGCGGCAGCGGCAAGAAGAGCAGCAAGAAGAGUUACCUGAGCGGGGGAGGCGGCGGCGGGGCCGAGGGCGGCGGCGGCAGGAAAUGGGAGCAGAAGCAGGUGCAGAUCAAGACCCUGGAGGGGGAGUUCUCGGUCACCAUGUGGGCCUCGGAUGAUAAAAAAGAUAUUGACCAUGAAACAGUGGUGGAAGAGCAGAUCAUUGGAGAGAAUUCUCCUCCAGAUUACUCAGAGUACAUGACAGGGAAGAAACUUCCUCCUGGUGGAAUACCUGGCAUUGACCUCUCAGACCCCAAACAACUGGCUGAAUUUGCUAGAAUGAAACCAAGAAAAAUUAAAGAAGAUGAUGCUCCACGAACGAUAGCUUGUCCUCACAAAGGCUGCACAAAGAUGUUCAGGGACAACUCUGCCAUGAGGAAGCAUCUGCACACUCAUGGCCCUCGAGUACACGUAUGUGCAGAAUGUGGCAAGGCCUUUGUGGAGAGCUCAAAACUAAAGCGACAUCAGCUAGUUCAUACUGGAGAGAAACCCUUUCAGUGUACGUUUGAAGGAUGUGGAAAGCGUUUUUCACUGGACUUCAAUUUACGCACACAUGUGCGAAUUCAUACUGGCGACAGGCCCUAUGUUUGCCCAUUUGACGGCUGCAAUAAGAAGUUUGCGCAAUCAACUAACCUGAAAUCUCACAUCUUAACACAUGCUAAGGCCAAAAAUAACCAGUGAAAGUUGGAGGAGAAAGUUCUUGAACUCAAAAGCAUCUUACAGGAGUAUGAAUUGGAAAUAAAUAUGCCUCCCCUUUGUAUAUUGUUUCUAGGAAAGAAUUUUAAAAAAAGAACCUACAAACUUAAAGGACGUGUUUUGAUAAGUAGUGAAUAAAAGAAAAAAAAAAAAAAACACCACAAAAAAAACUUUAAGGUGACGUUGCUAAGAUGCUCUACCUUGCUCUGUAAUCCCCUUUCAAGAACACGGUGUUUUGUAAAGUGUGGCCCCAACCGAAGGGGUCAGUUCAUGAACUUGCAUCAAAAAAGACGAUUCUUUAUACAACAGUGCUAAAAUUGGACUUCUUUUCACAUUCUUAUAAAUAUGAAGCUCACCUGUUGCUUACAAUUUUUUUAAUUUUGUAUUUUCCAAGUGUGCAUAUUGUACACUUUUUGGGGAUAUGCGUAGUAAUGCUAUGUGUGAUUUUCUGGAGGUUGAUAACUUUGCUUGCGGUAGAUUUUCUUUAAAAGAAUGGGCAGUUACAUGCAUACUUCAAAAGUAUUUUCCUGUAAAGAAAAGAAGUUAUAUAGGUUUUGUUUGCUAUCUUAAUUUUGGUUGUAUUCUUUGAUGUUAACACAUUUUGUAUAAUUGUAUCGUAUAGCUGUAAUGAAAUCAUGUAGUAUCAAAUAUUAGAUGUGAUUUAAUAGUGUUAAUCAAUUUAAACCCAUUUUAGUCACUUUUUUUGGAGAAAUACUGCCAGAUGCUGAUGUUCAGUGUAAUUUCUUUGCCUGUUCAGUUACGGAAAGUGGUGCUCAGUUGUAGAAUGUAUUGUACAGGCACUGACCUUUUAUUAACACCUGAUAAUAUGUACAUCCCAUGUAAUAGAAAGGGCAACAAUAAAACAGUGGUCCUAAAGAAAGAAUAUGGCAGAAAAUGAUCUGUAAGCACAGUCUAUUUUCUUUUGUUGUCCAGAGCAGUCCUAGUUCCUCUUGACCUCCCAGAAAUUGGAAGCUAAAUAAACUCAAGUUUCCUUU
Molecule: messenger RNA, 2475 nt
Organism: Gavia stellata (red-throated loon)
Lineage: Eukaryota; Metazoa; Chordata; Aves; Gaviiformes; Gaviidae
Gene: YY1
Product: YY1 transcription factor
Exons: 5
Coding region: 203-1465 (420 amino acids)
Biological process (GO): regulation of transcription by RNA polymerase II
Cellular component (GO): PcG protein complex; transcription regulator complex
Molecular function (GO): DNA-binding transcription factor activity, RNA polymerase II-specific; RNA polymerase II cis-regulatory region sequence-specific DNA binding
Source: RefSeq, a predicted model, not a curated record